AUGAUUAAAGAGUAUUUCCAAAGGAUCCUAAGGAUCUUUCUUCGAGGAGAACGCCGCGGAGGCUCGGAUCGACGAGCAGCGAAGACAAUAGGAGGGGUGAUCGACGUCCACGCACCUCGUCAUCCUCCCGAUGGCUGCGAGCGAAGCGUACAAACGAACCUCCGGUGGCCCGUGCGUUAUAUAAUUGUGGCAGAUUACUUCCAGCGUUGGUCACAUGCAUGCUGCCACGCUUGGCCUCUCUGCUUACCUAAGUGUCUACGAUCCAUGCCAGUGGAUAUUCGGACACCGGACGAUUUCACCGGCGGCGUCGCGAGGAUGGAACCGCAGCCGGGGACACCGAGACACAGGUUCACGUGGAGCCGCGUCAAGGAACUUCUGUUGGACUUUCAUUUGAAUUCCGACCGCGUGUUUUAUCGCAUUGGGUUAAAUAUUGGAAAGAAACCCUGGCUAUGGUUGGUGGUGUCCUUCUGCAUAAAUUGCAUCUGUGCGCCCGGGAUAGUCUUUUGGAGGGAAGAAACAGACGACAUCGAACUCUUCGUUGCAGACGAUUCGUUGAUACGGGAGGAUGCCAUGUGGGUCAAGAAUAAUUUCCGUGACGAUUUUCGUUACGAAUGUAUCAUCGUCACAGCGCCGAACAUCUUCGAGCCCGAAGUGCUUCGCUCGAUCAAGGCGUUAGAAGAGUCAGUGAAGUCGAUAACUGUAAAAAAUAACACUUGGAACGAUGUCUGUGCGGGAUACUUUACGUGGUUCAACAUGAACGACACAAGCGAUGUCUUCACGGAUUUCGACUUCCCACCGGACAUCCUCGACGAAUUAAAUGACAAGAUGUUAAAGGAUGGAUGUAUAUACCAAUCGAUCGUACAACUCUGGGACGUGAGUUUGUCGAAAGAUCUUCGUAACUUGACGAGGGAGGAGAUACUCAAGGACGUAACCAAAGCGAUGAAACAUAAGAUAAAUGAUAAUAUUUUACUGGACGUCGAGCCUCUGCUCUCGGGUGUCGUUUACGACGAAGGGGGCCGAGUCAAAAGCGCGAACGCUACGAUUCUGAACUGGAUGCUGAAGAAGUCGAGCCCGUUCUCCGCCGACUGGGAGCUGGAGUUCGUAAACCGCGUUCUUGUCCACUCGAACGUCACAUUCCCCUCGGGGAUGAACGUGUACGCGCUGGCUGCGCGGAGUUACAUAGACUCGUUGAAUCAGAUACUGAACAGUAACUUGGUAGUGCUGUGCUGCGGUAUAUCUCUGAUAGCGGUGUACGUGAUGGCGAUGAUCGGAAGAUGUAAUUUAAUGGACCAACGGAUUUAUUUAUCUGUGAUGGGGGUGUCCGUAGUCGGGCAGGCUAUCAUAUCUUCUUAUGGGGUGUGCUACUAUCUGGGUUUUUCUUACGGACCGAUACACUCGAUCCUCCCGUUUCUAUUGCUCGGUAUAGGCGUCGAUAAUAUGUUUGUGAUCAUGCAGAGUCUUGAGAACCUCUCGGAAGCCGAUCAGGCCGCCGAUCUCUCGAUACGCAUCGCUAAAGCUGUCCAGCAAUCUGGUAUGUCCAUCACCGUAACCUCGUUCACCAACGUGAUCGCGUUCGCCUUCGGUAUUAUGACCGUGAUGCCGACCCUUAGGUCGUUCUACGCGUUCGCCACGUUUGGCAUUCUGUUCCUGUACAUAUACGAGAUUAUAUUUUUUGUGAGUUGCCUCGUCUACGACGAGAAGAGGCUCGAGGAGCAAAGAGACGGGUGCUUCUGUCAGCCGCGACCGAACUGGAAACCGAACAAGUGCAGUCAGAGGAACACGCAACAGAUCAUCUUCGAGAACUACAUCGGCCCGGGGGCUACCAAGGCCACGUCGAAAAUUAUCAUCCUGUUGAUCACCGCCGCCUGUUUAAGCGUCAACGGAUGGGCCGUGUUUCAAUUAGAGCAGAACUUCGAUCCUCUUUCUUAUUUAAACCAGGACUCUUAUCCGAUCCAAUUCAGCGACAAAUUAAAACAGUAUUUUCCGAAGUAUGGAAAACGAGCCGCGAUUUACAUAUCCGGCGUUAAUUAUUACGAGGAUCGUGAAACUCUGUUCGAGUUCGUAGAAGCUUUGAAAAGGAAUCGAUUCGUUAACAACGAGUCGAUUGACCCGUGGUUUAUUGCUUAUGAGAACUGGCUGAACGCUACUGCAAAAGAUGAUAUUGAAAGCGAGGAGGAGUAUUAUAAUGUUCUGUCGGAGUACCUGCUUCUAACGAAGGAAGGCCAGGCGUACAUCAAGGAUAUCAAUUUUGAUAAACUACCAGCUGGGGAGUAUAACAUAACGAAAUCGCAGAUUCCUCUGCAGCACAUCAUGCUCAAUACGACGUCGGAACAAAUACAAGCGAUGCAAUCGAUCAGAGACAUAGUGGACUCUGCGAAUUUUUCACAAGGCCAUGAUUACAUCGCGAUCUUCUCGCCCGAUUAUAUUUCCUGGAUGGCGAAUAAAGUGAUAGGCGAAGAAUUAGUUAGGAAUCUGGGUAUGGAAAUUGUAACUAUCGGCGUGGUGAUAAUAAUAUUCCUUAGAGAUUUGCGCACGUCGUUCUGGGUAAUCUGUUGCGUGUUCUUUACGCUGAUCAACUUGCUCGGUGCUAUGUAUUUCCUGAAUCUGACCAUUGAAAUGUCAUCGAGUAUCAUGAUCUUGCUAUGCGGCGGGCUGGCGGUCGAUUAUGCGGCGCACAUGGGUUUAGAAUUCAUACGCUCGAAGGGCAGUAAAAGAGAGCGAGCAAUAGCGACGAUUUCUAUAAUUGGCCCGGCUGUAUUCAACGGGGGUCUGAGUACGUUCCUGGCAUUCGUUUUACUCGGUUCCAGUGAGGCUUAUAUAUUCAGUACUUUCUUUAAGUUAUUCUCGUGUGUAGUGCUAUUCGGUCAGUUUCAUGGACUAUUGUUCUUACCAGUAAUUUUAAGUAUAAUAGGCCCCGACGAGAGGACAAUUGAAGUGAAGCAAGAGAAACAAGAAGUAGUUAUGACGAAGCGUCAUUGGUACCGAAAUAUACUUUUAUCUCAAGCCGAGAAAGAUGUAAGAGACAGACUUGCCAAAUAACAUUUGAUAAUUUUUCUAAAACUUCUUAGACAAUCUGAUUACAAGAAUAUAAUUCCAAUUGCGACCACUGCUCAAGUACUGUAAAGCAGUAAUCUAUACAUUCUCUGUUAACUUAUCUAUGUAAGAUGAUAGGCUAUGUAAGGAAAACGAACAGUACGAGUUAGGAGUAAAAUAAAUUUUUAUUAUCUUU
Ceratina calcarata is the source of this 3229-nucleotide messenger RNA. RefSeq names its product NPC intracellular cholesterol transporter 1. Gene Ontology annotation, cellular component: membrane. The record is from RefSeq and is a predicted model, not a curated record. Bases 1 to 3039 code for a protein of 1012 amino acids. The transcript is spliced from 13 exons. NCBI's taxonomy places the organism in Eukaryota, Metazoa, Arthropoda, Insecta, Hymenoptera, Apidae.